UUGGAAGACUUCUUCUCGAGCUAUCUCCCGGGAGCGGGCCUAGCGGAGCCCCACUUCCACCUUGACAUGGGAUAUCCCCAAUCGCUGCCAAUGGACCCUUACCGGUGGCACCUGGGCCUUCGCAUCCAACGCCGCGUGCGGCAACGGAUCCGCUUCCUCCUUCUCAGCGGUGGCAUCGACGUCGAGGUAGACUUAGCUGUGACUCUAGCCGGCGGAGCGCUUCUGUUGGCAUGUAAAGACCAACAGCCGGUUGCAGCGACCAUCCUUGGGCAAAACAGCACCACCGGCGUGAACUCCUCGACGAAAAACGGUUACAAGGAAGAGAAACAGACGAACGGCAGUGUCGACAAGACCAGCGGCGGAGGCACCGUCGGAAAAGAAGCUGUCGAAAACGUUCUCGGCCGGGACGCAGCAAGCGCCGGCUCCGAGAAGCAGACGCCAGGGGAAACGGGAGGCGACGAAUCUCGAGGCAAGCCCCACCAGCACCAGCACCAGCACCAGCACCAGCACCAGCACCAGCACCAGUCGGGUGGAGGAGCCGUUCUGUCGGGCCAGGAGGCGUCGCUGCUGGUGGGGUACCUGCGCGCCGCCGCUCUCACCGCCGCGGAGACUGGGAGGGCGCAAGAAGGAAGCGUCGCCGGGCCGUCGGCGGCGGCGGUUGCGGCGACGGCCCCGUCGUUGGGCGAGGAGGACGGCAGCGAGGAAGAGGGCCCGCCAAUGUCUCUUUGGGCAGCCUUGCGGAGCGGCAUCUCUAGCAACGAUGACGACGACGACGACGACGCUGGCGUGAGGGGGAGCGGCGGCGGCGGCGGCGGCGGCGGCGGCGUGCGACCAGUACGGCGUGUACCGGCUACCGGGGCAGGAGGCCUGUUGCGUCGCGACGGGAGCCUGGCGUCUUGCGACGAGGCUUCCGUGCUGCGGCACCGCGGUAGUGGUAGCGCCACCGGCGGGGGUACGGGUUGA
This is a messenger RNA of Ectocarpus sp. CCAP 1310/34, 963 nucleotides long. The record is from the annotation of a GenBank genome assembly. Lineage: Eukaryota; Phaeophyceae; Ectocarpales; Ectocarpaceae.